Molecule: messenger RNA, 3818 nt
Organism: Morone saxatilis (striped sea-bass)
Lineage: Eukaryota; Metazoa; Chordata; Actinopteri; Moronidae
Product: 3-phosphoinositide-dependent protein kinase B-like
Biological process (GO): protein phosphorylation
Molecular function (GO): double-stranded RNA binding; protein kinase activity; ATP binding
Source: RefSeq, a predicted model, not a curated record
UCAGCUGAAUCGAAACAGUGCGCAGAUAAACGGGACAAGCAGCAGAGUGAAGACGUGAAGGGAAAAGAGAAAAAGAGUUUUGCAUUUAUGAUGGAAACUGGAAACCACGUAGCGAGAUUAAACGAGUAUGCACAGAAAAGACGCUCUGUACUGUGCUAUGAGGACCUCGGCUCUGUUGGACCUGCACAUAAUAAAGUAUUCACCCAGAGGGCAGUCUUAGAUGGUAAAGUCUAUCCUGACGGUGUGGGGAAGACCAAGAAGGAAGCCAAGCAAAGUGCAGCUAAAAAUGCCCUGAAAUGCUUGUUGGAGAACGGACAUCAGAACCCAGCGGACUCAACAGAAAAUGCAGCAAAACCUCCGGCUGCACCAGUUCAUCAGACAAGUACCAGUGACAUCAACUACAUAUGCUGGCUCAAUGAAUAUGGUCAGAAGAAUAGGGUGUCUAUAAAGGCUGUGGAGUCUCUGGGACCAAACAAUGUUACUCCAUGCUGCAGCUUUGUGGUUGAUGGUAAGGAGUAUCCAGUGGUCACUGGGGAAACAAGGAGGGAAGCUAAGGAGGAAGCAGCCAAGCUUGUAUAUGAUGUGAUACAUGGCAGUAAAAUGGCAGAGACUGCAGAUGAGAAGUCCAACCAUGCAUCAAAUAAAGAAAAGGAGGAAUUAAAUCUUUCUGAUAUCAGUAAUAAGACAAAAAGCCUCAGUGUGAGCUCCAACAACAGCUUUACAGAGACAAAUUACAUAGGAAUUGUCAACCACUACUGCCAGGAAACAAGCAGCUCCCAUAAAUUUAUGGAAGAGAGGAGAUGCGGUCCAUCUCAUAACCUUCAAUUUUUCUACAAAUUAGUGAUAAACAAUAAGGACUACCCUGUGGGUGAGGGUCAGAGCAUCAAGGAAGCCAAACAAAACGCAGCUCGGUUGGCCUGGUCUGCUCUUCAGGAGCAGUCAGACUGGGACAGCAAGGUGUCCUUCAGAUCAACAGUGUCCGAAGAUGGUACACCACCUACACGGGAGUCCCAUGAAUCAUCAUCACAAAGCAUGUCAGGGAGCACAGGUAGCUCAAUAAUGUUCGCAGAUACAUCAAACCCCUCCGCGGCUCAGAUGUCCUAUGAAUCUGAAGAUGAUGCACAAUCCAGGGAGUCUCAUUCAUCGUCACAGAGCGUGCCAACUAGCUCAGGGAUAGGCACUGAUUCAUCAAACUCCUCCAGUGAUCAGUCUGCUGCCAAAAACAAUAAUAUGGGAAAAGUUAAGAAUCAGACACCAGCCCAGUCAAGGUUUACGUCAGACUUUGAUCCCCUGAAGCGUCUGGGCAGUGGAACAUUUGGUGUUGUUUACAAAGUAAGACAGAAACUGUUGAAAAAGGAUUAUGCUGUAAAGAUUGUCCGCUGUGAAGAGAAUUGUCUUCGAGAGGUAGGGACAUUAUCAGAUCUCCUUCACCCUAAUAUUGUUAGAUACUACACAUUUUGGAUGGAGGAUUCAGAAUACCAAGAUACCAAGAAUUUACCAAGAGGGGACAAUUCAGCUGACAGUUACACCUCAUCCCAGUCUACAGAUAAUUCAUCAUCGUCCUCUAAGUACCUCUAUAUUCAGAUGGAGUUGUGUGACACCAAAACACUCAGAGCGUGGAUUAAGGAGAAGAACACUCGGUCUCUGCAACACUCCAAGAGGAGAGAAGAAAGUCUAGGCAUUGCUCAACAAAUAGUGAGUGGAGUCGAAUAUAUUCACUCCACGAAGCACAUCCACAGGGACCUUAAGCCUGACAACAUCCUGUUUGGACUGGAUGGAGCUGUGAAGAUCGGGGAUUUCGGUCUUGUCACCAGAGAUAAUGAUGACGCUUUGAUGGAUAGAACAGUGAACAGAGGAACCCCACUUUACAUGGCUCCUGAACAAAACAAGGAGAACUACGACCGAAAAGUGGACAUUUUUCCUCUGGGGUUGAUAUACUUGGAACUCCUUUGGAAAGUUUCUACUGGCCAUGAAAGAGGAGAUUUUUUGCAUAAAGCCAGAUGUCAGAAGUUCCCCAAAGAGUUUUCACUUACCUUUGCCAAGGAGGAGCAAAUCAUUAAGUCAAUGCUGAGUGAGAAGCCAAAAGACCGACCUGAAGCGAGCAAACUGAAGGCAGAGCUGGAAAAGUGGGCUCAGAUGUUCAACACACAGAAAAUGCGUCAGGAGAAUGUAACUAUAAGACCCUUGAUGCCCCUGCCAAAUGUUCAAGCCAUUCCCAUUGGUGUGGGGAAGAAUACAGACUCCAAGCACAGUGCAGAUAAAACUGCCCUGAUGGGGUUAAAGGAGAAUGAAAAUCCGGGACCAGUGACUGCACCAGUUCAGCAGCAAAGUGUGACCAAACCAGUGAACGUAAGCGAGCUCAAUGAAAACGUGCAAAAGAACGGGACUUUGGGGCCAGCGAGCCUGGGACCGAAUAAUGCUUCUUCCAUCGUGGUUGGUGAUCAGGAGCCAGCUGCAAAGGAGACUAAGGAGGAAGCAGCCAGGCCUGUAUAUCAUGAUGAAAUGGAUAGUGAGGCUACAGAGCUGUCCUCCGACUCAGCUGUGUCUGAUGAUGGUGCACCAGCCUGGAAGUCCACAUCACAAAGCCCACUGGAUCCCCUUGAUGCCAAAUCAAAAAGCGUGGCAACAACUUCAAGUGACUCAGUCAUUUUCACCAACUCCUCAAGCCCUCUCAAGGAUCAGGAUGAAACAGGAAACAGUCCCAGUGAGAAGACGUCAGUCCAAUCAGAAAUAUCGAGGUUUAUAUUGGAAUUUGACUGCAUAGAGCCAAUGGGCAAAGGAGGCUUUGGACGUGUUUUCAAGGCAAAAGAAAAACUGACGGAGAAGAAUUUUGCUAUAAAGAUCGUCGUCUAUAAAAAAAAAUCUCUACAGGAGGUGAAGGCAUUGUCAGAUCUCCAUCACUCUAACAUUGUUCGAUACUACACGUGUUGGUUGGAGGAUUCAAAUUACCAAUGGGACGAUGCAGCCGACAGUUGGGGCUCUUCACAGUCUUCUGUCGAUGGUUUAUCUGCAAAAUACCUCUAUAUUCAGAUGGAGUUAUGUGACACCAAAACACUUAGAGCUUGGAUAGAUGAGAAGAAUACUCCGAGUGGUGAAGAAUCUCUGAGGGACUCAAAGAGAACAGAAGAAAGUCUAAAACUAUAUAUUAAGGGGAAUAGCAGUGGAGUCGAGUACAUUCACUCCAUGAAGCUCAUCCACAGAGACCUGAAGCCGGCCAACAUCAUGUUUGGGCAAGAUAAGAUAGUGAAGAUUGGAGACUUUGGUCUGGUCACUGAUGACAACGAUGAUGAUGGGAACCUCAUUGAGAGAACAGUCUACAAAGGAACCCCAUCUUACAUGGCUCCUGAACAGAAGGACGAGACGACUUAUGAUCGAAAAGUUGAUAUAUUUGCUGUGGGGCUGAUAUGCGUCGAACUUCUUUGGAACUUUUCCUCUGGCCAUGAAAGGCAGAAGCUUUGGAACGACAUCAGGAUCCAGAAAUUCCCCCAUGGGUUUUCAGACAAUUUUCCAAAAGAGUACAUGAUGUUGCGUCCAAUGCUGUGUGUGAAACCAGAAAACCGACCUGAAGCAAGUAAGGUCAAGAAAGACCUGGAAGAGUACGCUUUGAACAAAAUUGAGUGCAGCCGAUCUUUUUGAUUGUCAGUUGAAGUCACUGACAUCUGUUUUAUGGUUUACCCUGUGCAUGUAGAUGAAGAUCGGUUUUACCCCCUGAAAAUGAUCUCCAGUCUAUUAAAUAUUGGGCAUCAUUUACAUGCAACUUUUUGCCUUUUUAAAUGUAAUUUUAAUUUUGACUGUCUAUUUUAUUUGUCUAUUNNUUA